AUGAGAUCGUUAACAGAAGAAGAGACCAAAGUUGUGUUUGAAAAAUUAGCCAACUAUAUAGGUAGAAAUAUUGCAUUUUUAAUUGAUAAUGCUAAUGAUCCUCAUGUAUUUAGAUUACAAAAGGAUAGAGUUUAUUAUAUAAGUGAAAAAAUUGCUAAAUUUGCUACAUCAGUAAGUAGAUCACAAUUAAUGUCAGUUGGGAUUUGUUUUGGUAAAUUUACAAAAACUGGGAAAUUUAGAUUACAUAUAACUGCAUUAACAUAUUUAAGUCAAUAUGCUAAAUAUAAAAUUUGGAUUAAAACUAAUGGUGAAAUGCCUUUCUUAUAUGGUAAUCAUGUAUUAAAAGCUCAUAUAGGUAAAAUGUCUGAUGAUAUUCCUGAACAUGCUGGUGUUAUAAUAUAUAGUAUGAAUGAUAUACCUUUAGGAUUUGGUGUUAGUGCAAAAUCAACUAAUGAAGCAAGAAAUUUACAACCAACUGCUAUAGUUGCAUUUAGACAAGGUGAUAUUGGAGAAUAUUUAAGAGAAGAAGAUACUUUAUUUACUUAG
This is a messenger RNA of Scheffersomyces amazonensis, 546 nucleotides long. It is a transcript of the gene NIP7, whose product is annotated as ribosome biosynthesis protein. The coding region runs from base 1 to 546 and encodes 181 amino acids. The record is from RefSeq and is a predicted model, not a curated record. Lineage: Eukaryota; Fungi; Ascomycota; Pichiomycetes; Serinales; Debaryomycetaceae. Gene Ontology annotation, biological process: ribosome assembly; ribosomal large subunit biogenesis. The transcript has a single exon. Gene Ontology annotation, cellular component: nucleolus; nucleus; preribosome, large subunit precursor. Gene Ontology annotation, molecular function: RNA binding.